Biomphalaria glabrata is the source of this 1088-nucleotide messenger RNA. RefSeq names its product putative defense protein 3. Bases 157 to 840 code for a protein of 227 amino acids. The transcript has 9 exons. Gene Ontology annotation, molecular function: oxidoreductase activity, acting on metal ions. The record is from RefSeq and is a predicted model, not a curated record. NCBI's taxonomy places the organism in Eukaryota, Metazoa, Mollusca, Gastropoda, Planorbidae.
CAGGACAUCAGGAAAUGACGACCACGAUGAAAGACAAAAGACAAGGGGAGAGAAACUCGUACACGUCUGUCUGACAGGCAACCGAGUCAGUAUCAGGGAAGGGAACUCGGAGUGUGUGCGCGGUUACAGUCGUCUCAGGUAGAGAACCCCAGCGCUAUGUAUAGAACGACACUCCUGCUUGUAGCCAUCCUGGGCUGCACUCAGGCCUUUCCAAGUGGUGCCCAUAACAAUGCCUCCAACAUAAUGGAUAGUUUGUCAUCACAUUGUACAAGUGGACAUUUCAGACCAAAUCACGGACAGAACCUACCUCAACACACCGAGCCCCCAUACACCAUUACAGUAUCCUCCCCUGCAGGUACAAUGUACAAAGCUGGACAGCCAGUGACAGUUACUAUUGGCGGAGUAGGCGCUCAAAAGUUCAAAGGUUUCUUCCUGUUCGGGGAUUGCACCGCAAUGGCCUUCGCUGGGGAGAUCGUCUGCGAGCAAGGUCACAAUGUGACCUUCUGUGGUAAGAGUGGGGCUACACACAGCAAUGCUGUAGACAAGAGCCAGGUCGUUUGCAAGUGGACACCGCCGGACUACCAGGUUGGCCGUGUUCAGUUCGUAGCGACUGUGGUGCAGAAAUUUGAUACUUACUGGACUAGUGUAAAAAGUUCCACAACUCUGGAUGCUGAUCCAACUAUGAUGACGUAUGAACAGAAGUCUGCUCAACUCAGGAACUUAAUGUUAAGUCAGAUGAGCAAUAUGGGUCAAGGUCAAGCUUUCAACAUGUUCAAUAGUCUCCAACCUCAAGGUCAACCUCAAGGCAACCCAUUUGCCCCUUUUUUCAAUCAAGGUUAAAGACUCAAAUUCCACAACUCAAAAGUAUCUUAAGGCAAGGGAGAUUGUUGCAUCAAAAAACGGCAGAAGACAGAGAUUGAUAAAAAAAAUGUUGAAAAUUAUUACUUCUGUAUACUUUAUAGUAAUGUGUCACACUGAUAAAUAUAUUUUUAAAAAUAAAAUAAGAAUUUCUAUUUUAUUUUCGCGUAAUUAAAAAAAGAUCCAUUACCCAAAAUUAAGUGUAAAUUAAAAACAUAAUUUAACUCUCA